Messenger RNA from Abrus precatorius (Indian licorice), 3155 nucleotides. Its product is annotated as long-chain-alcohol oxidase FAO2. The record is from RefSeq and is a predicted model, not a curated record. The coding region runs from base 710 to 2941 and encodes 743 amino acids. The transcript has 3 exons. Gene Ontology annotation, molecular function: flavin adenine dinucleotide binding; long-chain-alcohol oxidase activity. NCBI's taxonomy places the organism in Eukaryota, Viridiplantae, Streptophyta, Magnoliopsida, Fabales, Fabaceae.
GGAUAAGAAUAUGUAGUAUCGUAUGGUUAACUUUCCAAACGGAACUUAAUUUCCAAGAACAUAUCUCAAACUUAGAACCUUAUUCAAAUCAAAUAUAGAUCAUUUGAACGAGCAGUGCAGUGAUAACCAAUAACAGCAUGAGGUGUCUAAUCCCUUUGAAAAAUAUUAUUGUCUGAUCAAAGAGAGGGUUAUCUACCAACUUUGCUAAUUUUGGGAAGUAGUUCAUAUGAUUCUUUAUCAGCUAACAGUUAACAGAUACAAGCACUAAUAAUCCACCACAUUUUCCUUCACCUUCAAGUUCCCUCCACAUGCAGUAUCCAAUUUCACGUUAGGAAAACGCCAACUAGGCUCUUCUCUUCUCUUCUUCCCUCACCCUCUUUCCUAUCGAGCAAAGCCAAAGAAAGGCACUGAACAUGACUGAUUCCAAGUGUUUUGUUUCUCAUGAACUAUUACGUGCGAAUAAAUCAAUCAAAUACUAACCAAUCACUAUUGACCACAUUUUCCUUCAUUCUCAGAUUCAAUCCUUUUGAACCUAUCUUCUCUGGGCUACUCCCUCUGCUAUUGACAAACACUGGCCCAAGGAUAGUACUAAUUGGGCCACCUAGCAAGUAGUUUCUCAUAGCCUAUAAAAAGGACUUGUGUUGUGCUAAAUUAAAAUUUUAUUUGAAAAGAGAAAAUAAAGGAAGUAUCUUUGUGAUCACAGAGAGGAAUGGAAGGGAGAGAGAGUUGCCAUCCUCUGUUAAGAGGAGGUAGGAAGAGAAUAGAGAAAGGUUACAAUCAUGGGUUAUCUACCAUUCAGAUGGAUGUCAUGGCUUCCAUAUGUGAUACCCUUUUUCCUUCCCUCAACAAGGAUAGUUCAAAGGACCAAGCUUUCUCAGCUUUCUACAAUACUUCUGCUUCUCAGUUCCCUUUUCCUGAUGAGGCUGCAGAGCUCAUGUUCAAGAGGACUGUGCCAGAAGCUUUGUUGUUGGUGAGUUGGGUUCUGUGGAUUCUGUCCUUCAGAUUGGGGACACUGUUGCUUUGUGGAAGUCUUUGCUUGGAAUGGAAGUGGCCUUUCGUUAACAAGUUCUCUGAGAUUUCCUUGGAGAAGAGAGAAAAAAUUCUGAAUCAAUGGUCAAGGGAAAAGCGUUGGGUACCCCUGCGGAUUGUGUUUGUGCUCAUCAAACUUGUUUGCUUCUAUAAUAUCUUCUCAAGGACUGAUGUAAAUGGGCAAAAUCCCGUAUGGAAAGCAAUUGGAUACGAGGUGGACACAAAGGAAAAGUUGACAAGAAAGGAGAGGCCACUCCAGAAGGGAUUAGUAGAAACAAUGUAUGAAACUGAUUCUACUUUAAUCCAAUCCCUCGCUGAAAAAGGCCUAGAAGUCACUGAAGAUCUAGAGCAGAACACGUACAAGAUCAAAUGUGAUGCUGUCAUUGUCGGGUCUGGUUGUGGGGGAGGAGUUGCAGCUGCAGUUCUGGCAAACUCUGGUCAGAAAGUAAUUGUCUUAGAGAAAGGAGAGUAUUUUGUUGCCCAAGAUUAUUCUUCUCUGGAAGGUCCAUCCAUGGAUGAGCUAUACGAAUCAGGAGGCAUUAUGCCAAGUCUUGACGGGAAAAUGAUUAUCCUGGCUGGCUCAACAGUGGGUGGAGGCUCAACUAUAAAUUGGUCUGCAUGCAUCAAAACACCUGAUUCUGUUCUGAGGGAAUGGUCUGAAAAAUAUAAAAUCCCACUUUUUGCCAGCUCUGAUUAUCAAUCUGCCAUGGACUCUGUCUGCAGAAGGAUUGGUGUGACAGAGAAAUGCAAUAAGGAAAGUUUCCAGAAUCAAAUUCUUAAACAAGGGUGUGAGAAAAUCGGUUUGAAAGUUGAGUCAGUUGCAAUAAAUUCUUCAGCAGAUCACUAUUGUGGUUCAUGCUGUUAUGGUUGUAGAACUGGAGAUAAAAAGGGCACUGACUCUACUUGGUUGGUUGAUGCUGUAGGCAAUGGUGCAGUGAUCCUAACUGGAUGUAAAGCUGAGAAACUUAUACUGGAAGAUGGAAAUGAGGGAAUAAAGAAAAAGAAAUGCUUAGGAGUGAUUGCCGCAGCAACUUGGAGGAGUAAGGUAACAAAGAAACUCCAAAUUGAAUCCAACGUAACUAUUUCAGCAUGUGGCAGUCUCUCUACCCCUCCUCUAAUGAUUUCUAGUGGUCUGCAAAAUCCAAACAUUGGAAGGAACCUCCAUCUCCACCCUGUUCAAUUUGCUUGGGGGUACUUCCCAGAAGACAUGACAAACUUGAGUGGUAAUAACUAUGAGGGGGGGAUCAUAACUUCAAUACACAAGGUUUUUGCAGAGGAUUCCACCCCACGAAUCAUCAUAGAAGCACCUGCUCUAGGACCAGCAUCAUUUUCAGCAUUGCUUCCAUGGGUUUCAGGGCUUGAUGUGAAAGAAAGGAUGGUGAAGUAUGCAAGAACUGCUAACCUUUUUGCAUUGGUGAGAGACCAGGGAUCAGGAGAAGUAAAGGGUGAAGGUAGAAUAACUUACAGACUUGGCCAAAUGGACAAAGAAAAUCUUAGAGUUGGAUUAAGAAAAGCCUUGAGGAUUUUGGUUGCAGCAGGAGCUGUAGAAGUGGGUACAUACAGGAGUGAUGGCCAAAGAAUCAAAUGCAGGGGGAUCAAGGAGGAAGAUUUAGAGGAGUUUCUAGACACAGUCACAGUAGUUGGGGGUCCAAGGUCGAGGAAUGAACUCUGGACCUUAUUUACUACUGCACAUCAGAUGACAAGUUGUAGAAUGGGUGCCACUGAAGAAGAUGGUGCACUCGAUGAGAACGGCGAGAGUUGGGAGGCAAAAGGCUUGUAUGUGUGUGACGGGAGUGUCUUACCCAGUGCAGUUGGUGUCAACCCCAUGGUAACCAUUCAGUCCACAGCAUACUGUAUUGCCAGCAAGAUAGCAGAAUCACUGAAGAAAGAAAAGCAAAGCAAGAAUAAUUAAGUUGAAUUAUUUAAUGCAAGUUUAAACGAAAAUGUAUAUGUGCCUUUUCUCUUUCGUUUCAUUUAAAUUUAACAGUUUAGAGUUCAGCAUUCUGUCCCGGCUAUACCGGCAAUGUUAGUGGUGAUAAGUGAAUUUCCACGUAAUUGUGUCAGCGUAUUUAAUGGAAGACUUUAUAAUAUUGUUAACCUGUGUUCUAUGGAUUGUAACAAGUUCU